CUUUAAAACUCGCAAACCCUAGAGAAGAGAAAUGGAAAAUUGGAGAAAAAUAUUUUGAACACAGAAGCAAUGUCAGACUACUUUCCUGAGGAAAUCAUACAAAGAAUCCUGUUGAGGUUGCCUACCAAAUCCCUAAUCAAAUCCACCCUAGUCUGCAAGUCAUGGAUGUCACUUAUCAAAUCCUCUUCCUUCAUUCAAUCCCAUCUCUCCACCACAAUCGACUCCAACAACCAAAACGACGCCCACCUCCUCCUCCUCAGCGCUUUCCCUUACGACGUUUCUGAUCGUUUGCACUGGUUGCAUUGGGAUAGCCCUGAAUUCGGUGAGUAUUCCAUGCUUGCAGACCCAGUCACUUUCUUGGAAAACAAACGUAUUUCGGAACUAGAGGUUGUCGGAACUUGUAACGGGCUCAUAUGCCUUGCGCCUGCCAUAUCUGGUAACCAUUCCCCCACUUUAAUUUGGAACCCAUGUAUUAGAAAGAUUGUGAUUUUGCCUAGCCCACCUGCUUGUUUUACCUCUACUCAGUAUGAUGAGUGCAUAAAGCAUGGCUUUGGCUAUGAUUCACAUUCCAAUGACUAUAAGGUGUUGAGAAUUGUGACUCUUCCUGAUGAUCAUUCGGACUUGUCCCGAUUCGCCACCGUGGUUCAGGUUUACUCAUUAGCCAGGGGCUCCUGGAAGACUCUUGAUGCUUCUGUUGUUCCUGUAGAUUUGCGGGGUGGUUCUUAUACUGUAUUUCUCAAUGGUUCUCUGCAUAUGCUUGAAGUUCGUCUAAGUGUGGGAUAUGAUGAUCAUGCGGAUGAAUAUUGUAAGUAUGGGGGAGAUACUUUCAUUGCUUCCUUUGAUAUGGCCACUGAAUUAUUUGGCGAGGUGAUGGUGCCAGAAGCUUUUCAGAGCAACAGAUGUACAAUUUCAAAAUAUGGGGACUCCCUUGCCUUGAUUAAGCAUUAUGAUUAUAACUGUGGUUGUGACAUAUGGGUAAUGAAAGAGUAUGGUGUCACAGAGUCGUGGACAUAUUUGUACAAGAUACCUGGGUUUCAAGAUCGUAUAUAUGGUUUCAAAAGGUGUGGGGAAGUUGUUCUGAGUGACGAAAAUAAUCAUGGUCGGUUAAGAAUGAUUUCGCUGGAUCCUAAGAGCAAACAAGUUCAAGUUUUCGGAAAUAAGGAUUAUAUUUACUACUUCAUGGAUUGUUUUGUAGAGAGUCUCAUCUUGCUUGACCACAUCAAUGCCAUUUCGUACCAAUGAGCAAGGAAGAA
Molecule: messenger RNA, 1253 nt
Organism: Rosa rugosa (rugosa rose)
Lineage: Eukaryota; Viridiplantae; Streptophyta; Magnoliopsida; Rosales; Rosaceae
Product: F-box protein CPR1-like
Exons: 1
Coding region: 70-1242 (390 amino acids)
Molecular function (GO): protein binding
Source: RefSeq, a predicted model, not a curated record